Molecule: messenger RNA, 1587 nt
Organism: Penicillium crustosum
Lineage: Eukaryota; Fungi; Ascomycota; Eurotiomycetes; Eurotiales; Aspergillaceae
Exons: 3
Coding region: 1-1587 (528 amino acids)
Molecular function (GO): chitin binding
Source: RefSeq, a predicted model, not a curated record
AUGGGGUCUUUUCAGAAGGGUGUCUUCAUCGUCCUGUGCGGUCUCUGUUUGAUUCAUGGGACAGUUGCGUUGUCAGUAUCUGAAUCUGAGUACAACCGACUUGAGGACCGGUCCCAGUACACUUACCCCUACACCUGUCCUUCUAUUCUUGUCGGCACUGGGGAUACAUGCGACAAUUUGGCUUCCAGGUGUAGUAUCUCGAAAGAAUUGUUCACUUCCUUCAACCCGAACACUGCGUGCUCCUCUUUGUCUCACGGAACACCUGUAUGCUGCGGGGCGGGAACAACUCUCUUUCCACCGGACAGUGGUGGUUACUGCUACGCUUAUACUAUCCGCGAUAGCGAUACUUGCGCGAAGAUUGCCGAGGGGUACAAGAUCACUGAAGCCAAGAUCGAGACUUGGAACACCCAUACCACGGCAUGGUACGGGUGUAACAAGCUCCAGAUUGGUGGCCAGAUGUGUCUUAGCGAGGGUCAACCCCCAAUGCCAGUUGCAAUCAGUGAUGCAAUCUGUGGUCCCCAGGUGCCUGGAACGGCACGUCCCAAGUUGUGGACCGAGAUUGCUUCUUUGAACCCGUGCCCUGCGGGUCAAUGUUGCUCUACAAAGGGUAAAUGUGGUACUGGGGCAGACUUCUGUGGCUCAUCCGCACCCGCCGCCGUUGUGCCUCCUGCGUCUGCAACUAAACCUACAUCUGCUAAAUCCAAAGCUACAUCUAAAGCCACAUCUGCCACGUCUGCCACAUCUAUAGCUACAUCCGCGAAGACCAAAUCCACAGCUAAGGUUACGUCAGCUACAACUGAAACAAAAGGCAUACCGUUAUCAGCUAGAAGUGUUGUAACAAUGACAGCCGAGGCUGUGACAGUUACAGCUAAAGCUCAAGCUGCAAAGAACGCGGAUCCACACGCUUUCACGACAGAUAUACCUUUGGUAGAUGUGCCCUUGACAUUCCAACACUCAGAAGAUACCAUGUCCACGACAGCCGCAGCUCCAACCAAGGUUACUACUGGUUCUGGUGACUUCCUGAAACCGGCCGAGAAGAUCAGUGCUUUGGCGAGCCAACUUCGGAAUACAAUAGUCUCCACCACCACAACCACUACCAAGGCCAAACCUGCUACAACGGCUAAGACGUCAGCCAAAAGCACCACAACCAAAGCUGCCGCUACCAAGACUGUGAAUGGUGUUGUCACCGUACCCGGCGGGUGGUCACUGAAAAUGUUCGAUGGCAUAGGUUGCACUGGCAGCUACGUAUUGCUUCAAGGCCACAACAAGAAUUUAGAGGACAGUGACUGUAUGAAGUUUCGCAGCGCGAGCAAGCUCAAGACUGAUGUUACCGACACGUCCGUUUCGUGUCGUUGGUGGACUAUACCAUCAAGCGGUAAUUGGGAGUGGAGGGACUGUAAAAGUGAUUCUCUCAAUAAACCCAAAUCAUGGAUUAUGUCGAAUGGUCUGUGUACUGUCUCUCCUAAUACACAGUGCGACCUUGUCAGCGAUCUUUCCCAAACUUAUGGCUGGCGCGGUCCUGGUUUAUGCCAUGAGCGCCAAACGGUGGAUCCAACAUUUGGAUCUUUGAAGUGUUAUGUUGGAUAA